Molecule: messenger RNA, 1575 nt
Organism: Fonsecaea nubica
Lineage: Eukaryota; Fungi; Ascomycota; Eurotiomycetes; Chaetothyriales; Herpotrichiellaceae
Product: pyruvate kinase
Exons: 7
Coding region: 1-1575 (524 amino acids)
Biological process (GO): glycolytic process
Cellular component (GO): cytoplasm
Molecular function (GO): pyruvate kinase activity; magnesium ion binding; potassium ion binding
Source: RefSeq, a predicted model, not a curated record
AUGGGUGACGCUUUGGAUCAUCUCGCCAACCGCACCAAGCUGGAAUGGCAGUGCAACCUCAACAUCGACUACUUGCCAAAGAAGAACCACCGGCGGACUAGUAUCAUCUGCACCAUUGGUCCCAAGACCAAUUCUGCUGAGAAGAUUACUAUGCUGAGGAAGGCUGGUCUCAAUGUUGUCCGCAUGAACUUUUCUCACGGCUCUUACGAGUACCACCAAUCCGUCAUUGACAACACCAGAAAGUCGGCAAAAGACUAUCCAGGCCGCCCCGUUGCGAUCGCCCUCGACACCAAAGGACCUGAGAUCCGAACAGGAAACACUCCUGGAGACGCAGAUAUUCCCAUCAAGGCUGGCCUUGAACUGAACAUCACCACCGACGACAAAUACCAGACCGCCAGCGACGACAAGAACCUGUAUAUUGACUACAAGAACAUCACCAAAGUGAUCGAUGUUGGCAAGUUGAUCUACGUCGACGACGGCAUUCAAUCGUUCGAAGUCACCAAGGUCAUUGAUGACAAGACCCUUCGUGUGCGAGCUCUCAACGACGGACAGAUCUCCUCCCGAAAGGGGGUAAACCUCCCUGGGACGGACGUCGACCUUCCGCCCUUGUCCAAGAAGGAUAUUGCCGAUUUGGAGUUCGGUGUCAAGAAUGGAGUUGACAUGAUCUUUGCCUCUUUCAUCCGACGAGGAGACGAUAUCAAGCACAUCCGACGGGUUCUGGGUGACAAGGGCAAGGAGAUUCAGAUCAUCGCGAAGAUUGAGAACCAGCAGGGAAUGAACAACUUUGACGAGAUUCUCGCCGAGACCGAUGGUGUCAUGGUUGCACGUGGUGACUUGGGUAUUGAAAUCCCGGCUGCGAAGGUGUUCAUUGCCCAAAAGAUGAUGAUCGCCAAAUGUAACAUGAAGGGCAAACCCGUUAUCUGCGCGACACAGAUGUUGGAGUCCAUGACCAAGAAUCCUCGACCUACCCGGGCCGAAGUUUCGGAUGUGGCCAAUGCUGUUCUCGAUGGCGCCGACUGUGUGAUGCUGUCUGGUGAAACCGCCAAAGGCGAUUAUCCUAAAGAAGCCGUCACCAUGAUGCACGAAACAUGCCUGUUGGCCGAGGUUGCCAUUCCCUACGCCAACUCGUUUGAUGAGUUGAGAACCAGCUGCCCUCGUCCCAUUGAGACGGUGGAAUCCAUUGCGAUUUCUGCUGUGGGUGCAAGCAUGGAACUGAAUGCCGGCGCGAUCCUUGUAUUGACGACCAGUGGUUCUUCUGCGCGACUGCUCUCGAAAUACCGUCCGGUGUGCCCCAUCAUCAUGGUUACGCGCAACGCCAUUGCUUCGCGCUAUGCUCACCUGUACCGUGGAGUGUAUCCUUUCCUAUUCCCUGAACCGAAGCCCGACUUCCGUGGAGUUGAUUGGCAACAGGAUGUGGACAAGCGACUGAAGUGGGGUAUUGCUCAGGCCAUCAAGCUCGGUGUUCUGGGCAAAGGCGACAGCGUGGUUUGCGUUCAGGGCUGGAGAGGUGGCCAAGGUCAUACCAACACCAUCCGUGUCGUGCCUGCAGAGGAAGACCUGGGCCUGAAAGACUGA